AUGCAGGGACUCAAUUCUAGCAUUUCCAGCUUGUCUCUGAAUCAAACGAACGGACUACAGGGUUCGACAGCGAGUUCCAAGAAAAGCAGGAGACCCAACAGAGCUUUCCAUCAAUUGGGCGAGACAAGCACAGUCCAAGAAAGUCCAAAACUGUCGUUUGGUGCUGCCAAGCCAUUUGGUACCAGUGAUGGUGUACAAAAUGGCUCAGCAGGUAUCGAUGUAGCGAGUUCGACCGUUUCCUCCGUGGUUUCGCAUUUCGUGCCUACUGAAAGGCUCGAAGAUCAACAAUCGUUCAUGAACAAGUGCUUUGUCACGUCACAGGAUAGUAUUCCGCCGCUGUCUGUUUCGCAAUUCUACUCCUUUGACCAGGGAAGCAGCGAUCCCCGUAAAAUGCGCUUGACCAUGUACAAUAUCCCACAUACCGAAUAUCUUCGAUCUGCGACAAAAUUACCAUUAGGCGCUCUUUUACAGCCCUUCGCAACUUCUAUUCCCUCGGACGACAUCCCAGUCAUUGAUUGUAGCACAGAUUCAGGUCCUCUGCGGUGCAGGCGUUGUCGAGCCUACGUGAAUGCAGGGUUUUCUUUCACAUUCGACUCAAAAGCAGUGUGCAAUUUUUGUCAGGUGAGCACGCGAUUAGAGGAGCACCAACAAGCACCAUUGAACCCGGAUGGCACUCGUUCUGAUUUUGCUGAACGGCCAGAGCUAUCAAACGGUACAAUCGAGUUUCUUUUGCCCGAGCAGUACAAUGCGAUCAAAGAUAUGCCAAAUCUUCCCUUGCAUUACGUCUUUUUGAUUGACAUCUCAACUCUAGCGAAUGAAAACAAAAGUUCUCUCGCCAUGGUCGAAGCAGUGCGAACGUCUAUUGAGUACAUCGCCAAAAAUCAACCCCAAUGCAAAGUUGCCAUUAUCGCUUACGAUAACAAGAUCAGAUUCUUCAAUUUAAGGCCUGAAAACUUUCAGGCCCAGGAAUAUAUUGUAAGCGACCUUCACGAAACUUUUCUGCCUAUUUACAAUGGCCUAUUUGUCAGACCCGAGGAGUCCAUGCAUGUGAUUCAAGACACGCUCUCCAAACUCACCACUUUCAUAGAGGACGAAAAGUUUUUCCACAAAUUUGAAGCGUGCUAUGGAUCCGCCUUAGAGGCAGCAAAAUUGGCUCUUGACACAGUCACCGGUCGUCAAGGUGGUAAAAUAGUGGCAUCUUUAUGUUCGAAACCUAUAGUUGGCAACGGCAACCUUCGACUAAGGGCAGACGAUGCCUUGAAAAAAUCAUUGAAGUGUGAAAACGAGUUUUAUGCCAAGCUCAGUCGCGAUUUGCUAUCCUCUUACAUUUCUGUCGACUUGUAUUGUACCACGUCUGCCUAUGUCGACAUGAUAUCUGUGGGACAACCCUCGCUCGUCACUUCCGGAAAGGUCAAAUACUACCCGCAUUUCAACAUAGAUCGGGAUGAAUUCACGCUUGUCAAUGAUGUUCUGAAUGGAAUCUCGACUAUUGUAGGGUAUGGAGCUCUUGUCAAAGUUCGCUGUUCUUCAGAGCUUUCGAUCUAUAAUUAUUACUCAGAAUCCUGCAACAACUCGAACCACGAACCAACGAUACCCGUUCUCAGUAAGGACUCAAAUUUGACUGUUCUUUUCAAGUACGACGGACAAUUGCCGGUCUCAAAAGACGUGUAUUUUCAAGCCGCUGUUCUGUAUACUGAUAUCGAGGGCCAACGUCGUGUCAGAUGUCUGAACACAUCUGGAGCUACAAGUGACAAUAUUCACGAGAUUUUCAAAUUUGUUUGCCAAGAUGCUUCUUUAAGCAUAAUGGUUCACGACGUUAUUUCGACGUUAGGUGAUUGCAAUUUUGUCAACAUCCGCAAGCUCAUUGAUGGCAAAAUUUGCGAUGUUCUCACACAAUAUCGUGCUUUAGUGUCGACAUCUCCCUCCACUCAGUUAAUUCUUCCGGAUUCUUUGAAAACUCUUCCGGCGUUUUUGCUGGCUUUCGAGAAAUCUGAGCUCAUGAAAAACAACAACAAGACGUCGCAUGGAAACACUAGAGUUCACGAUCUUAUGUUGUACCACACGAUGACACCGGCCCAGAUGUCUCUAAAAUUAUACCCACAAAUCAUCCCGCUCCACGAGCACCUUUCAGAGACAGAUCUUACUUUUUUCGAUGAAAACUCAAAACUGCUCCAGAUCACCCCAUCCGAGAGCCUUUCAGUGCGGGCAAGUAGGGCCAGUUUGGUCGAUGGGGGUUGCUAUUUGAUCUGCAAUGGUUCGACGGUUUACUUGUGGCUCAACGAAAACACCAAUAGGUUCUUGCUGCGCGACCUUCUCGGGCUCGACGCGGAACAAAACGAUUACAAGUCAGUGUUGCUGUUCGCCAACACGCUGCCCACGCUCGAUACCGACAUCAAUGUCAAGGCUCGCAAUUUGCUCCAAAAUUGGUGCAACAUCCUAAACUGCUGCUAUCUGCCAGUCUUACCGCUGCGUCCAAACGUCGACAUGUACUAUUCUGGUGUUAUGGAACAAAUUCUCUGCGAGGACAAAUCCAUCGAGAUGAUCGAGAGCUACACAAACUAUCUCGUGCAUCUGCACCGCGCAAUACAAGAGAAAAUCGGUCGCGGGGACUACAUAAAACCCAGCGCAGCGCGAGACCACGAGCAUUUUUCUCAAAAGUUUAUUCACUUUUAG
Molecule: messenger RNA, 2673 nt
Organism: Lachancea mirantina
Lineage: Eukaryota; Fungi; Ascomycota; Saccharomycetes; Saccharomycetales; Saccharomycetaceae
Source: the annotation of a GenBank genome assembly